GUCGCAAACCACAACACUCACGAACACCUCAAUCGCACUCCCAUUCGACCGCAUCAGUCGCAUACGUCUCGCACACGAAUUCGCACACCUCAAACCACACCACAAUGUCUGCCAAGCCUGAGGACCAGCAGAUGGAAGGUGUCCAGGACACCAAGGGCAAGGGCAAGGCCACCCAGCAGGACGCCAUGGAGGAGUCUGAGGACUCCAGCGACGAGUCUGCUGGCGAGGAUGCGGUCGUCGAGCCUGAGGAGCCCGACGAGGACAACAUGGAGGAGAUCGAGACAUCCAACAUCAUCCACGGCUCGCGCACGCGCGGCAAGACGAUCGACUUCGCCAAGGCCAACGCCGAGCUCGAGGGCGAAGAUGAUGAGGAUGAGGACGACGACUUCGUCGACCCUGAUGAUGAGAUGAAGGAGUAAUCGGCGCAAAGCUACGACUGGUCUUCUGCCAAGACGAUAUCGAUGCGGUGACGAGCCCUUGACGUUGAUGCCUUCGGUUGAAUGAGGUGAUGGAACAUGAUACACAGAACUUUUUGGAGCAUUGGG
Didymella exigua CBS 183.55 is the source of this 545-nucleotide messenger RNA. RefSeq lists its product as uncharacterized. The record is from RefSeq and is a predicted model, not a curated record. The transcript is spliced from 4 exons. Lineage: Eukaryota; Fungi; Ascomycota; Dothideomycetes; Pleosporales; Didymellaceae. Bases 105 to 419 code for a protein of 104 amino acids.